AUGACACCCAAGCGAAGUCUAUCGCCCGUCGACGGGCAACAGCCUGAUCCAAAGCGCGCUCGACUGGACGAAUCCGAAAUCGGGGUGAUACAACUAGACGAUGACGAGAUUAGUUCGAUCGCUUCUUUGGUACCGAACCCGCAUUACCAAGCUAGAACAGGCCUUCAGCGUUCUAUCGCAAUGGUUCUCAAUCAUGAUGGGUUUGAAGGAGCAAGCCCCGAGGCAAUGGAAAGCUUCACGGGAAUGGUAGAGACUUAUUUGGAGGGCAUGAUUGAAGCUGCAAAAACUCUCGCUUUGGCUGCUCGCCGCGAACAUCCUAUACCCACUGACUUCGAGCAUGCGCUGCGACGGCACAACGUCAGUGUCUCAUCACUAAAACCACACUUGAAGCCGCCUGUUCCUAAAACACAAGUGUUUCCUGACUACGUUGAUGUUUUGCCUGAAGACCUUGACGCAUACACAACACUGCCACUUCUGGGCGAGGAACUCAGUGGUCAGCCCGACAAGGACGAGAAAGACUAUGUCCCGACUUCGUUCCCCGACUUUCCAAGCAAACACACAUAUAAAUUCACUCCUCAAGAAGACACCAGCAUUCGUGAUUCUAAGAAAAUACGCGAAGAGGCGGCAAGAACAGCUCAGCAGGGGGAGGAUGCUCUUAGACGACUCGUACGAGCAUCCAAGAUGCGAAAACAGAAAGAAGUCAAAACCCUGGUUGAACGCGAUACGCACGGGAAAGAGAGGUUCCGGCUUUGGGAAUCCACAAUGAAACGGUUCAUGGCGACUGAAGGCAGAGGGGAAAAUACUGAUCAAAUGGAGAUUGCGGACCACAGCAUGAUUGUCAACGGUGAAGCGCUUUUCGCGCGAAAGGAAGUGCCAAGAGCUGGCAAACGUUCAACCGCUUUAGCAAGCAAAAAGGUGACAUAA
Molecule: messenger RNA, 924 nt
Organism: Fusarium venenatum
Lineage: Eukaryota; Fungi; Ascomycota; Sordariomycetes; Hypocreales; Nectriaceae
Biological process (GO): transcription initiation at RNA polymerase II promoter
Cellular component (GO): transcription factor TFIID complex
Molecular function (GO): protein heterodimerization activity
Source: RefSeq, a predicted model, not a curated record